Messenger RNA from Exserohilum turcica Et28A, 564 nucleotides. RefSeq lists its product as uncharacterized. NCBI's taxonomy places the organism in Eukaryota, Fungi, Ascomycota, Dothideomycetes, Pleosporales, Pleosporaceae. The record is from RefSeq and is a predicted model, not a curated record. Bases 1 to 564 code for a protein of 187 amino acids. The transcript has 2 exons.
AUGGCCGAAUCGCUAGCAGCCUUCCGCGAGCGCCGCUCCAAAGACCUGCAGCAACUGGCAGAGGAGCACAUGCAGCAUGACCUCAACGAGCAAGAUCGCGAAAUCCUCAAGACAGCAGCGGGCAAGGUGUCUCGGCACGCGGGCUUCGCGUCGGCACUGGGGCUGGGACUGGGCAUCUACACGGCGUUCCGUCUGCGGGCGAUGCGGCUCGCCUACUUCAAGGCGUUCCGGGCCAUGGAGAAGCCAGUAGAGGUGCGCUUCGCAGACGGCCGCACCGAGCCCAUCCCCGACAUGACGGCGCAGAUGCGCGGACCGUCGCGAUGGGGCGACGCAGCGGCCUUCUUCUUCUUCUCGGUCGGCGGCCUGUUCCUGGGCGGCGAGCUGGGCCUGCUGACGGGGACGGCGAGCGCAUCGCGGGUGGUUACCAGGGACGCGGAGAGCAGGCAGCGCAUCGAGAAGGCGUUCAAGAACUACCGCAUCGACGUGCUGCAGCGCGAGAUUGAGGCGCUGAGGGGCAAGAGCCGGUUUGAGGACUUCUUCAGCAGCGGGGGGUCGAAUGCGUGA